Messenger RNA from Nothoprocta perdicaria, 3949 nucleotides. It is a transcript of the gene STEAP3, whose product is annotated as STEAP3 metalloreductase. The record is from RefSeq and is a predicted model, not a curated record. Gene Ontology annotation, biological process: copper ion import. The coding region runs from base 118 to 1584 and encodes 488 amino acids. NCBI's taxonomy places the organism in Eukaryota, Metazoa, Chordata, Aves, Tinamiformes, Tinamidae. The transcript is spliced from 5 exons. Gene Ontology annotation, molecular function: ferric-chelate reductase (NADPH) activity; cupric reductase (NADH) activity. Gene Ontology annotation, cellular component: endosome; plasma membrane.
UAGACGGAGCUGUAGACAUGAGGGAAACACAUUUUUUCCUCCCUUGGAAGAAAUGGGCCACCCCGGCCCACUUGUGGGAGAAGUGCGAAGGACGCCGGCGGCUGCAGCCACGAGAGGAUGUCAGGAGGAGACAUGGCCAAACCCCUCCUGGGCCAUCGCAGCGUGGAGGGGGAGCAGAGCRUGGCGCCGGCCGCGGGCCGCACCGUCGGGGUGCUGGGCAGCGGCGACUUCGCGCGCUCCUUGGCCAUCCGCCUCGUCUGCUCCGGCUUCAAGGUGGUGGUUGGGAGCCGCAACCCGAAGCGCAAGGCCGGCCUCUUCCCCUCGGCAGCAGAGGUCACCUUCCAGGCCGAGGCRGUGAAGAAGACGGAUGUCAUUUUCGUGGCUGUGUUCAGGGAACAUUACACCACGCUGUGCGACCUGGCUGAUGUGCUGGCUGGCAAGAUACUGGUGGAUGUCAGCAACAACACUGAGAUCAACCACCACAGAGAGUCCAACGCGGAGUACUUGGCUUCGCUCUUCCCCGCCUGCACCGUGGUCAAGGGGUUUAAUGUAAUUUCUGCGUGGACGUUGCAGUCAGGUGCCAGGGAUGGAAAUAAGCAGGUUCUGAUUUGCUCCAAUAACCAAGAAGCCAAGCGCAUUGUAGCAGAAAUUGCUCAAGUCAUGGGAUUCACCCCUGUGGACAUGGGCUGCAUGUCAUCAGCCUGUGAGAUUGAGAACAUUCCCCUUCGCCUCUUGCCAGCUUGGAGAAUCCCCAUCUUUUUGGCUUUGGGGCUCUUCCUUUGUUUCUUUACUUACAACUUGGUGAGGCAGGUCAUCCACCCGUACAUCAGGGAGCAGAAGAACAAGUUCUACAAGAUCCCCAUCGAGGUGGUCAACACCACCCUGCCUUGYGUGGCCUACGUCAUGCUGUCCCUCGUCUACCUGCCCGGGGUCCUGGCGGCCUCUUCGCAACUCUACUACGGCACCAAGUACAGGCGCUUUCCGGACUGGCUUGACCAGUGGCUCCAGCACAGAAAGCAGAUCGGCCUGCUGAGCUUCUUCUUUGCGGCCCUGCACGCCGUGUACAGCCUGUGCCUGCCCCUGCGCCGCUCGCACCGCUACCAGCUGAUUGAGACGGCCGUCAAGCAGGCUGUGGAGAAGAAGAUGAAUAUCUGGGUAGAGGAGGAAGUCUGGAGGAUGGAGAUUUAUAUCUCCGUGGGUAUAAUUGCCCUGGGCUUGCUGUCGUUACUUGCCAUCACGUCGCUGCCGUCCAUCGCAAACUCUCUCAACUGGAGGGAAUUCAGUUUCAUUCAGUCCACGCUGGGGUUCCUCGCCUUGGUGAUCAGCACCCUGCACACGCUCACGUACGGAUGGUCGAGGGCCUUCGACGAGAACCAGUACAAGUUCUACCUGCCUCCCACCUUCACGCUCACGCUGCUCGUGCCAUGUACUGUGAUCCUAGCCAAAGUGGUCUUCAGUUUGCCCUGCGUCCACCAGAGACUCCUGCGGAUCAGGAGGGGCUGGGAAAAGGGCAGAUACGUGAAGUUCGUCCUGCCCAGCGCCACUGGGGAUUACUCCAGCGGGGAGACCUCUAGCAAUGUCUAGCCAAGCCCCCGGUGUGGCAGAGGAUUUCAAAGCACUAUCGACAUUUCUAUAAAGGUGUUUUUCUUUUUUUUUUUCUCCUUAAACAUAUAUAUGUUUUGGUAUAAUUGUAUGGUGGGUAAAUAAUAAAAUUUGGUGAUUUUAGAGAACGGAUUAUCAUGAAAUCAGGUUAGACUAUUUAAACCAUACUGCUGGGUUGCUUGCACAGUUACUGCCUUAACUAGCACCACUGAAGCUGAGCUAGCAGCACUGUUACAUGUGGAAACCAAGGGGGUACGGUCAGAUCAGUCACCUGCAAGGGUGGCUGGCAUCUCUGCCCUGCUCCUCCAUUGCUCCCCCAGCCACUCUCACAAAUUUCACUACUUGUUGGUUGCUUCAUUGGCUUUUGGGUUUGUUUUUCCUUAAUAAUAUGGAAGAACACAGAUUUUGAGGCCCCUKUGUCAGGGAAGGAAUCCAGCCUCUUGUGGCUGACCAGCCAAUGCAGUGAGGUUUAGGAACAUGAGCUGUGUCUGCUUGUGGUCCCCUCGGUGAACUCCACAGCCAAAUGAGAACAAGGUCCAUGUUACGUAGUAUCCACCGUGAUUUUGGCAAAAGUAUCCGGCAAGUCCAAGCAGUGCCUGUCUUUCCAAGCACACCAGGGCUCCUGGUAGCUGUCUGCUGCUGCACAUUUAUAAGCUGUGGAAGCAAAUCCCCUUUUCCAGCAGCACAGCAGCAUUUGAAGAGCCACGUCCCUAACGCUCAUGCCUCUCUGUGCUGCAGUGCCUGAGAUGACACCUGCUGCUGCCAUAUGUUGUUUUAUUAAACCAAAGCUUCAGGCAGUAUUUGAUGGAAAUACAGUCAAGAUCAUUAUCAGAGAGGUUUGCUGCUUCAUGCAACUGCAUGGAGAACACCAAGGCCUUCUAUCAAAUAAUACUGCUAAGCUUUCUGAAAACACUGUCAUCAUUUCCAUUCGUGCAGACAAAAGAGCAGCUCGGAAACCAUUGGUUUCAGGAGCAGUGGUAAGAUUUUUGUAUCAUCUUGCAAAGGUGUUAAUGAGUCUUGGCCACAAAGAAAAUACAGCAAAUGUAUAUUUGGGGCAAGGACCUUCAUUGCCUUGCACCUUGAAAAGUCACUGACUAGAUUGCACAGCAGGUAUCACGUGCUGUUCUUCCAACUUUGCACCACCUUGGAUGAGCUGCAAGGCAACGAGGAAUUCUGUCCUAAGUUCACUUUCCUCCUGUCUCUUCCCACCCCCUCAAGCCCUCGUUCUUUAUCAGAACAGUUCUGCAGCUUGGGGAUGAUCCACACCAUGUGAAUGGAGAAUACAGAGCUGCUCUUCACAAAAGCUUGCCUAAAAGCAAUCAAGACGACACGAGAAGAUUGCUCAGAAGGCCAGGUGAAAGGACAUGCUUGAAAUAGCCUGGUUUGCCUACAGUUAAGUAAAAGACAAUCAAUGUUGAACAUUGCUUUGAAAAAAAUGAUCRUUGUCGCUAUCAAAUAAGGUCUGCUUAAUGGGCAAGAAAGUUCCUGUUAUUAGGCUAAUAGAAGCGGGGGAAACGGAUCWAUUUGAGGCCACAUCAGGCCUUCCAGAGCCACUUUUGCCUCUGUGACCUGGGUGAUUUUGUGACAGAAGAUUUUAUGAAUUCCCUGUUGAGCCUCAAACGACUGCAGAGUUCUGUUUCCGCUCCUGCUCAGGCUGCCGGUGCCGAGGGAUUUCCGUUCCGGGGGAAGAUCUGCACUGAAGUCUCCAAACAGCGAGUCCUUGCCCUCAAUGAAGGGGGUCAGCACGAGGGAAACCCUAAGGUUUCACAGCAAGUCAGCUAGCGAUUCUGUUGCAGAAGGGGGAAGUUCCCAACCUCUCCUGCCGGCCCUUUCAGGAAGUCGGUUAUUCCGACCUCACCACCACAACUAGGCCCAGAUCAGCCACUGAUAAGAACACCCACCCCACAGAUACAUUCAUCAGUGGUGUUUGCAGCGGAGCAGGAGGUUAAGCUGCACGGCUGGGACAGUCUCACAUGAUGGGAACCAUUCCACCCGCUCCAGCGCCACUCGCCUUGAGGAAAAAAUCGGCUUCCGCAAGCUGCUGCUUUCCACACUCUGCCCCGUUUCAUCAGCAGGCGAAGGGCAAAAUGUCUGCACAUUUCCUAGCGAUGAUAAAGGCAAUUAAUACGAUUUAAAAGCCUUUUCCUCCACAGCCAAGCUUCUUUUCACUUCCCUAGGUGAGGCAAAACUACUGCCCCUUGCCGGAAGGAGUGGGAAGCAGGGAAGGGAUAAUCUGCAGGGGGAAGGGGAGGUUUUGGGGCGACACCAGACUCCCCUCUCCUCCCGGCAGGACCCAAGCGGGCUCCGUGGCUCUGUGCAGCCUGCGCCACCACAUUCCCAUUCCCAC